Mucor mucedo is the source of this 1491-nucleotide messenger RNA. RefSeq lists its product as uncharacterized. Lineage: Eukaryota; Fungi; Mucoromycota; Mucoromycetes; Mucorales; Mucoraceae. Bases 1 to 1491 code for a protein of 496 amino acids. The transcript is spliced from 2 exons. The record is from RefSeq and is a predicted model, not a curated record.
AUGAACACGGUUUGUUUGUCUCUGGACUGCGCUCGCUCUUUUGGUGCUGGGUGCACUGCUUUGGGCUUCUCGGUCGCUGCUUCUCCCCGCCAAGAAAGAGGUAAAUGUAUGGUUGAUUCGUUCUCUUGGCCCUCUUGUACGGAAUCCGAAGUACUGGGUUUUAUAACUGAUCGGGUUGAUGUUGAGCGCUGGGCUUUAGUUUGUCAAGCAAUAACCGAAGCUUGGCUGGCCGGAAAUUCUUCGUCUGUCGGUUUUUUGGCUGUGGUAGAAGCCGGAGCAGUUGAAAAUGUCUGGGCUGCUCCCGUUGAUGCUCCCGUUGCUUCCGUCGUUGCUCCUGUUGCUCCCGUCGUUGCUCCUGUUGCUCCUGUUGCACCUGUUGCUUUUGUUGCUCCCGUUGCUUCCGUUGCUCCCGUUGUGUCUGUCUCUCCCGUUGCUCCUGUUGCGCCUUCCUCUCCCGUUGCUCCCGUUGUGCUUGUCUCUCCCGUUGCUGCCGUUGCUCCUGUCUCUUCCGUUGCUUUCGUUGCACCUGUCUCGCAUUCUUCGGCAGACAGUUUGCCUUCGUCUUUCUCUUGUCUGUCUUUGGGAGUAGACGAUAUGGAAAUUGAUUCUGCUGUGUCUGGUGUUGACUCUUUCUGGUCUUUGACCUUUUCGUCGUCUUCUUUCUUGUUUCCUCUCUUGGAACAAGAUAAUGACGUUUCCCCUUCCGCUGCUGUUGCUCGGGCCCUUGCGCCUUUUGCUGCUGGUGGCGCUUUGUUGUCUGGUUCUGUUCCUUUGUCUCCUUUUCCUACUGAGCCUGCUUUGGCAGGUGAAAUGGACCUUGAGGAGGUUAACCCUGUCACUGCUGUAGGUAGUGCGGUUGAUCCUGUUGCUCCCGUUGAGCGUGUCUCUGACGUUGCUUUCGUUUUUCCUUUUUCGCCUUCUUCGGCCGGCUGUUUGCCUUUGUCUCUCUCUUGUCCUUCUUUGGGAGGUGACAGUAUGGAAAUUGAUCCUGUUAUGUCUGGAGUUGGUUCUUUCUGGUCUUUGACCUUUUCGUCGUCUUCUUUCUUGUUUCCUCUCUUGGAACAAGAUAGUGACGUUUCCCCUUCCGCUGCUGUUGCUCGGGCCCUUGCGCCUUUUGCUGCUGGUGGCGCUUUGUUGUCUGGUUCCUUGUCUUUGUCCCUUUGUCCUGUCGAGCCUUCUUUGGCAGAUGAAAUGGACCUUGACGAGGUUGAACCUGCGUCUGCUGUGGGUAGUUCAGUUGCUCCUGUUCCUUUCGGAGGUGGUGUUUGUGGCUCCUCUUCUUUGUGGGCGGCCGGCGAGCCACAUUACGCCGAGUUUAAGUCUGUCGUGCCUGUUGGGGUCGACUUUGGGUUUUCUGGUCCCAUUGGGAAUAACAAUGCAAAAUGUAUGGACAUUAUCAUGGAAAUGUUACUAUUAGACUUAGAAAAUGACGGUAAUCUAAGGGGCAGAUACUUUCGAAGAAUAUUGACACAGGAUUAUACUUCUCUUUAG